Molecule: messenger RNA, 1907 nt
Organism: Saprolegnia parasitica CBS 223.65
Lineage: Eukaryota; Oomycota; Saprolegniomycetes; Saprolegniales; Saprolegniaceae
Exons: 2
Coding region: 1-1857 (618 amino acids)
Source: RefSeq, a predicted model, not a curated record
AUGCCGCGCAUCAACGUUGCGUCCACGACGUCCUUGAAGCGCCAAACGCUACGCCGUGCGCUGCGGAUGGGGCAAGGCGCCAUCUUGUCCAACCUCUGCCUCGCGUUCGCGACAAUCGUGGCGUUCUGUACCUAUAGCCUCGAGCAAAUCGCCAACGCCGACGUGUACAUGGGCUUGGUGCACAACGCGUUCGAUUCGAAUCAGUUCCACGUCCCGGUCUUUACACUGCUGGAAGGAGCCUCGACGCUGCGCCUCGAAGGCACAACUCAAAUUGCCCGCGGCUCGAUCUCUCUGAGCCACCUCUUGUACCACGCGUGCGGGAUCCACGACAUGGCGUGCGCGACCGCGUUUCUUCCAGACACGAACCAGAUCUGGUCCCACAUUGGGCUCGCAUUCCACCAGAUUCCAGAUUUUGAGACUCCGCGCUUUCAGGACACAUCCGAGGACAUUCGAUUCCAGCACGUCAACAGUCUCAGUGGCUGGAACAAGGCGCUCGUUCAGUACUAUAUUCCCGGGUACGCCACUGCGAUCACGUGCAUGAUACGCCGGGCCAACUACUCGAUCAAUGGUGACGCGAGCCUCGUCGACACGCUAGCUUUUUGCAGUCACCGGGCAUAUGAUCCAAAAUGGCGCUGUGAAAACGACGUACCGGACGAUACGCGCUUCUUCCUCUUCCAACUCCGCAUGGCCGAGUCCGUCUACUUGGGCUCAUUGCUUAUGCGCGACGUCUAUUUCAACCCUGGAGCCACGGCAACCGCGGUGCGAGGAGCACAUGGCGACACGACUCUUGGUCCCGUUACGGCCGUCGACGAGUACCAAGCGGGCGUCUUGCAAGCGAGCGCGCCGUGGGACGUGCUGCCCGCUUCGCGCUGCUACGACUACGACCCGAGUACGGGCCUCGGGUGGCUCUUACAAAUGCAAGGCCGCGUCAACGUACGCUGGGCCUGCAGCUCCAUCUUGCGCAUGAACACGAUCUUGCUGUGGAUUUUGACGGCCUACUACACGACGCUGCAGUGGCUCUUCGCACGGCAGAGCCGCAUCUGCCUCGUCGCUGUCUGUCUCUCCAAGAACGUACUUGGCAUCACGGUGCUCUUUGUUACGAUCUGGGGCAAUGCGAAUCUGCAGACGCUCACCACGUACUUUGCUCAAAAUCCGAUUGCGUCGACGAAAACAAACAUUUUGGCCCUUUGCGGCCCGCGCUUGUCGCGUCCAUUGUCGCUGUGCUUUACGCCUCGCGUCGUGACCCAAACGUGGCUCCUCACGCUCUUUACAUUGCUCAACUGGGGUCUCAUUUUUGGCCUCGAAGUGUCGGUGUUUCCCUACUUGAAUUUGAGCAUACCGGGGCCUUGUGGCUUUGCGUCGUCGACCAACUGCAUUCACUUGACGGCGAUUCCGCAGACGUACUACCUCUCGGCAGUCGUGGCAGCUGUCGUUGUUGUCGUUGCAGUCGGAACGAUUCGACUGCAUGCGCGCUGCUUUCGCGACACCUUGCGUGUGCCUCCGACGCACUCGGUGUUGCAGUACCUCGGCGUGCAAGAUCUCCGAGAGAUUGCCACGUCAGGCCGCGGCUGCGUCUUUCGCAACUUUGAUGGAGAGAUUGUCGUCGACCAUGGUCUCUUGGUGAUGAAGAACAUGCUGCGCAUCACGAAUACGUACCUCACGCGCCUCGCGAAUGCGCAGUACGAUCUCCUCCAUUGGUUCUUACCACGCUACGUUCGCUCGGCCCUGGCGCACAAGUUCCGGACGAUCCUUGUUGUCCAUAUUGAGAACGACAAAAUCACGCGCCGGUCGUACUACGUGCCGAUGCACAGCGUGCAUGUUGACGGCGACGCCGUGUGCGGGCUCGGGUUUUCUUAAGGCCACAAAUUUCCUAAAUCGAAGAGACGCUUAAUAAAUUAAAGUACGGG